GCGGCUCGUGAUGACGUGUGGUGCGCGCGUGCGGGGCGCGUGCGCGUUGAGCGUCGCCGGUGACGGCGGCAUGUGAUGUUCCGGAGACGCGCGCUGCGGCGGCGGCUGGCGGCGGGCGGCGCGCCGGCGAUGGCCGACGACCAGCUCCGAAAGCUGGUGCGAGCCCUGGACGAGGGGGCCGUCGGCCAGACCUGCGUGCCCGGGUCGUCCCCGCUGCUUCUCGCCGCCACCCGUACCUUCCGUUUCCCCGACUUGAAGGAUCUGGCCGACCUUCGCCGCCUCCCCCAUUGCACCGAACGGCAGUGUUGCAACCCCUACCACUACGGACGUCUGUGCGAACCCGAAACGCCUCCGCCACCAUACUGUCGGUUCGCAAUGGAUGACCUCAAACCUAAAGAGCAUGGCGAAAAUACAAAAGAUGCAAGGAGGACCGACCACGAGCGGCUGGCGACGGGGUCCCUCGCCACUGACGGAGAAGAGCGUCAAAGCUGGGAGACGGAGUGGUGUAGGCUGGCGUACUGGGAGCUGGCGCGGCGGGUAGGGCGGCAGUUCGGGGUGCGGGUGCGGGCGGUCGACGUGUUCGGCGGGGGAGGGGGCGCGUGCGGCUCGGGCAGGCACGGGCUGUGCCUCGACGCUCUCGAUACGAAGGAACCGCAAGUUGAACAGGUGCGGAAAACCAGAGCGAAAAUCGGCUUAGGCGUAACCCUGUCCCUGGAGUCGGACGGGGUUUGGCUGUACAACAGGAGCCAGGAGCCAGUGUUCGUCAGCUCGCCGGCGCUCGACGCGGCGGCGGCCAAAGCGCUGCUCGUGUGGAGGGUCGCGCCUGGCCACUGCCUGUGCAUCUUCGACCCCGCCUCCCCCCCGCCCCCCACCACGCUGCCCCACGUGGGCCCCGUCGACCCCCGCUCGGUCCGCAUCUCCUUCGCCAAGGGCUGGGGCCCCAAGUACUCGCGGAGGGACGUGACCGCGUGCCCCUGCUGGCUCGAGGUGCUCCUCGCCCCCCCGAGCUGACGCAAAACUGUGUGUGAUCGGCAGUUCGACUGCCGCUAGUGUAGUGGAAACCGGACCAAGUGUUUACAGACUAUUUUUAAUUUUGGAAUACUGAGUGACGACGAAGGUUAUUCGAAUAUUGACAGUUUAUUUCGUUAAUUUUAAAUUUAUUCCAUUUUUAAAAUUACAGGUUUAUUUUUUUGGAAAUAAAUGAAAACGGCAAAGCAAGUGCCCGGACAAUUUUAAAAUAAUUAUUAUUGGUGUAUAUCGAAUACUUUCUCGUCCCUCAGUAUGAUUUGUGCAAUGAAGCAUUUUACCCCGUGGGGUUGGUUGUUUAACUUUUAAAAUAUAACAAUCGAGUCAUUAAAAUUAUAUUUAAUCAAAUGACAUAUUAUAUUAUACUUUAACUUAUAAUUUAAAUAGAUAGGAUCUUUCGUUUUUAAAACUCGUUCUCGUCGCACCUGUCGUUCGCCCCUUUUAUUCUAAUUUAUAUUUUAAUUUAGAGACACUGUAGAUAAAUGUAUUUUUAAUUUAGAUAAUAUUUUAAUUGAUAAAUCAUCGACAGGGGUUGACACGGCGCUCCUUCAUGUUGGACGAGCCAAUUCUGAAAGCGAGCGAGUUCUGUUACAAGGCAUAGGGCACACUCACAGUGAGCCCACACCCCAAUGUAUAAUUUCCCUAGGUCGCAUACACAGUCGUGUAUAAUUGUAUAGAUUGUAUAUAACUCGGCUUUAAGUAACGAGACUGUAUAUAUGAUGUAAUAUUAUGUACGAUAUAAUUGUAACUAUUUAUUAAGUAUAAAAUGCCUUACCUUAGCGUGUAACUAUUUAAUGUCCGUACAAAACAUGAUUUUUUCGCAAUUUUGUAUUGAGGAGCGAAGGCUGUGCGAAGCAUUUUAUCCGUUCGUCCCGAGGUCCAACAGCGGGGAGUAGGGUUAGGUUGUUGUAGAUCUGCCGACUUGCGACUGUGUUGAGUGCUGUCUGUUCCGACGUUCGCAUGCAAUAUAAAAUGGAUAAUCCGACGUAUACUUUCCAGAUAAUAGUCCCUAGCAUAAAUAGUAACGAAGCAUAAUUCGAAAUGCAAUAGUAAUAUAGAAACAUUGUAUAUUGCAUAUGAUCGUCAUACGUCUAAACACAUUAAACUUUGUGCCUUGCGUUGUAUUCAAAUUAAGAUAAAUAUAUAGGGUAAUGCAGUCAAUUUCACUGAAUAAAUAUAAGUAUAUACAUUAACUAUACAAAUUAUGUUUAUAUCUCGAAUUUAAGAGUUGCUCGGACGAAGUGAGAGGGGUUGACAAUAAGAAGUCUAGUCUAUACGGUCUCGCUUUGUCUGGCGCGCGGUGCAGGCCAGUGUGAAGGGAGCAUAUCUAACGGACGUCCAUGUGUACUCGGCUUUAUAUCGUUGCUGCUCGCCGGCGCAACCAGGGCUGCCACAAAGUGUUUUGGAUAAUCGAGACUCCAGGUUACUUAGAAAAGUUGCAUUGGAUAAUUUCGAUAGCAAAGUUAGAAGCGUCGCUAAGCGUUGUGCUUUCGAUACCUAUCGUGUAUUCAAAUUUUUGAUUUUUAACUUCGCCUUCGAAAGUAACGAAUGCAAGUUGACUAAGUACCCAGUUAAGGUAUAUUUUACAUUUUGUUGGCAACUGGGUGUUGUACUGGUGGGCUAAGGUUUAAAUUGACAAAUCUACUAUUUUCAUCGUGAAAAAAAUUAUGUCACCAACAUAAUGGUAUCAUAAUUUCAUCUCAUUGAAUUAGUAGACUCUGCAUUGGUUCGGGACCUGAUAUUUAAUUGAUAAAGGAUGUUUUUUAAAUGUUUUAAACUUGUCAGUUGAAUCUCUGUGUACCACAAUGUAAGCUAGAACUGUUCAAAGUGUUGCAGUAUUUAUUUUAAAUAUAAAAUUUCCAAAUUUUUUUUUGUAAUAAUUCCGAUUAAAUGUGCGAGGACAGAUCCGGCUUACCACUUUUCGAUCUUAUUCUUUGACAAUAAUUUUCAAAAGUGGUACUAAUCUGUUCGAUCUGUAUCGACGUAAUUCUUUAAACUUAAUUCCUUUAUUUUUCAACAUAUUAUCUAUUUAUAACUAAAGUCCUUCUAUAAAUUCGAGGUACUAUUUUUAAAUUACGCUUGAGAAGAAUUUUGUGACUUGGUAACUUUUUUCUGUUUGUUACUGCAAUACGUGAACAAGUCGCUUUGCCUUAUUGCGAUAAUAAGUAUUUUUGUAAUACCAAUAGAAAAAUAUAAAUGUUGAUGCACAACGUGCAAGCAUUAUCCGUUAUAUAAAGUACAUUUAUUUAUUGUAAACAAUUUUAGUCACUAUAUUAGACUGAUCGUACGCCUUAUAGUUUUAGUAAUAUCAGCCUUUUGUAACAGAAAAACAUUUCAUUUUAUAAUCAAUAUUUAAUUAAUGUGCGGUCACACGCGUCGCGUUCCGCUGCGUCUGUGAACCGAUUUAACAUCAAAUGUACUUAACAGGAAAUAUGGAAUAUAAAAACAAAAUGGCUGAUAUUGCUAAAACAUCUGUAAAUGUUAUUUGUAAAUAGCAACUCCGAUUCGCCCGUUAUAUGUGAGUUUCACGGGUGAAUACUUAAACACUUCUUAAAUUAAGAGGCACUUAAGAUAGCCUUGCUUUCUGUCAAGAUAGUAAUUGUUUUUAGGGGCAUCCUACUUUAAGUGGAGUUUAAGAAUUGAACCGUGAAGAGUGAAUGAGAUUAUGGCAUGAUAAAUUAUAAAUAAACAAAGAGAAUAUUUUUA
This is a messenger RNA of Aricia agestis (brown argus), 3732 nucleotides long. It is a transcript of the gene Dad, whose product is annotated as mothers against decapentaplegic homolog 6. Gene Ontology annotation, biological process: SMAD protein signal transduction; BMP signaling pathway; transforming growth factor beta receptor signaling pathway. The coding region runs from base 76 to 1011 and encodes 311 amino acids. The record is from RefSeq and is a predicted model, not a curated record. Gene Ontology annotation, cellular component: heteromeric SMAD protein complex. The transcript has 5 exons. Gene Ontology annotation, molecular function: I-SMAD binding; transcription regulator inhibitor activity. NCBI's taxonomy places the organism in Eukaryota, Metazoa, Arthropoda, Insecta, Lepidoptera, Lycaenidae.